UCGAAACACACGGCGAAGACGCCCUUAGCAACAAACCAGACAAUCACAUCAAAAAUAGGAGCUCCUGCUGCUGACAAGACUGGUUAAAACAUAAGUCGUUUUAACGGCGCUAACGCACUGAGGACAUUACAUUAUUACCCGAAAGAGACGCCAGCGUCUCUGAAUUCAACGAGAACGGGGCUUUUGCCCAGAGUUGAGGUAACGUUAGCUAGCUAACCGACGAUAACCCCUCUCAAGCGAAAACAGCUUCCCAAGCAUUCCGGAAGGAGGACGAACCCUGGGCCGAUCGAAGCAGAAGCUCACUAGUUAUAUUGCUAACUAGUCAUUCACCGCAAAGUACACUCGAGAUUUUUCCUUAUGGGAAUGGUUCUCUGGGUGGAUAUAGUAAUCAACCGACAGAGAAAGGCGAGGGCCACACGGGUCAGACAGCUAAGCUGUCAUUUUGGGACUCAAACUAUUUUGGACAGUCGGAGUAAUUUAGCGUUUGCUCACUCGGACGUGUGUUUUUGUGGCUGUGCUAACGUUAGCUGACGGAAACGAGAAACGACCCCCAUCGCUGGAACUUUUUCAGACUGCAGGGCUAGCGAGUUGGCAAAGCCAUGGUUUUAGGACGAGAACAAGGUCAGAUUGUGUAGGUAGAGAGUCCUAGCUAGAAUAUUAAGUUGAGCAAGUGAGGAAAGCUAUAUUAAACCAACUUAUGUAACGUUAGCUAUAUUUCAUCCAACAAAGUUGGCUAGCAGGGUAUAUUUUGGAUCCCUUGAGCUAGCAACACGAGCACGAAUUGCAAGUGAUACAAGCUUUACUCUUAAGUAUUUUAUUAUAACUAGCCAAGUGUUGGCUAGUUUUUUUUUAUACGGUUGUUUUUACUAAAGAUUUUUAACUUCCACCUCGGAUGCUGGCUUCAACGUUAAACUGCAAUCAUGAUGGUAUUACAGAGAAAAGCAGAAGGCCCCAUAACAGCAGCGCGGCAUGGUGACGGCCUCUAUAACUCCUACAUGAGAACUGACCACCUACUGAAGGAAGAAGCAGACACACACAGUCCCGCUGGCCUGCCCCCGAUACCCAAACACACUGUGAAUAAGCCAGGUGUGAUGCGGGACCAGAUCGGUGUUAGCGGGGGUCAGCUGAAGGCCAAGUACCCGUACGAAGACUCCACCUACAACCGCAAGGUCAAUGCUGUUACCACGACAACACACAACGGCAACAGCACCGCAGGACAGACCACCGGUAAACCCGCCCCGGUGACUGGGCUGUCUAAAGAACGCACCGCCGGACAGAUCACCGGUAAACCCGCCUCGGUGCCUGGACUGUCUAAAGAACGCAGCGCAGACAGUACGGGCUCCAGUAAGGGGUCGUCAGAGAGCACCGGACCCUGGGGGGGCAAACUGGUGGGCCCCCUGAUUCCUGAACAGGCCCUCAGACAGUACCGCUCACAACUUACUAUCCUGGAACAGACUGAGAUACACUCCUACCCAGAGGUAUAUUUCCUGGGUCCCAACGCUAAGAAGCGUCCUGCAGUUGCUGGGGGCAACAACAAUGGGGGUUUUGAUGACGAGCAGGGGGGGUACAUCCAUGUACCCCACGAUCACCUGGCCUUCAGAUACGAGUUCCUCAAAGUCAUCGGCAAGGGUAGCUUCGGACAGGUGGCGAAGGUGUACGACCACAAGCUGCAGCAGCACCUGGCGCUGAAGAUGGUCCGUAACGAGAAGCGUUUCCACCGCCAGGCCCAGGAAGAAAUCCGUAUCCUAGAGCACCUCCGUAAGCAGGACCGCUCCGGUACCAUGAACGCCGUCCACAUGCUAGAACACUUCACCUUCAGAAACCACAUCUGCAUGACCUUUGAACUGCUCAGCAUGAACCUGUAUGAGCUGAUCAAGAGGAAUAAGUUCCAGGGCUUCAGCCUGCCGCUGGUCAGGAAGUUUGCCCACAGCAUCCUGCAGUGUCUGGAGGCGUUGAACCGCCACCGAAUCAUCCACUGUGACCUGAAGCCGGAGAAUAUACUGCUGAAACAGCAGGGACGGAGUGGAAUCAAGGUGAUAGACUUUGGUUCGUCAUGUUUCCAUCACCAGCGUGUCUACACGUACAUCCAGUCCCGCUUCUACCGUGCCCCUGAGGUCAUCCUGGGGUCACGCUACGGUCUCCCCAUUGACAUGUGGUCAUUUGGCUGUAUCCUGGCUGAGUUGCUGACAGGGUACCCCAUGUUCCCAGGGGAGGACGAGGGGGAUCAGCUGGCCUGUGUCAUGGAGCUCCUGGGCAUGCCCCCUACCAAGCUGCUGGAGCAAGCCAAGAGAGCUAAGAACUUCAUCUCCUCCAAGGGUCACCCCCGCUACUGCGGGGCGAACACCUUGCCCAGUGGGGCCACGGUGUUCACAGGCUCCCGCUCGCGCAGGGGGAAGCUCCGGGGUCCUCCGGCCAGUAAAGAGUGGAGCGCGGCCCUGAAGGGAUGUGAAGAUCUCACUUUCACAGACUUUAUUAAGAGGUGUCUAGACUGGGACCCUUCCAGCAGACUGACCCCUAGUCAGGCCCUCAGACACCCCUGGCUGUACCGACGCCUGCCUAAGCCCCUGGCCUCCGCCGUCGGGGAGAAGAAAGGAGUGACGGACCACCACUCUACCUCCUUACCGUCCAUCCUGCCGGCUAAAGGAGUGAGCGGCCCGGCGGCAAAUCCCAACAAACUGAGAGCCAACAUGAUGGGAGACUCGGCAGGGUCCAUACCCCUCCGUACCGUGUUGCCCAAACUGGUCUCAUAGACAGAUGGCAGAGAACCAGGAGGGUUUAAAUUAGUUGGCUUUCUUCUUUUCUCUUUUUUGGUUUUCUGUGUUUUUAAUUAUUUUGAAACGUGUGGACACUCCAGGUGUUGAUUUAGAAUUGUAUCUGAAGGUGCGUUGAUGAACCGACCGUUGGACAGACGAUUAUAAAGGUUUUUACAGCA
This is a messenger RNA of Salvelinus namaycush (lake trout), 2932 nucleotides long. RefSeq names its product dual specificity tyrosine phosphorylation regulated kinase 3 (gene dyrk3). Bases 921 to 2750 code for a protein of 609 amino acids. Gene Ontology annotation, molecular function: protein serine/threonine kinase activity; protein serine/threonine/tyrosine kinase activity; ATP binding. Gene Ontology annotation, cellular component: nucleus. Gene Ontology annotation, biological process: cytoplasmic stress granule disassembly; peptidyl-threonine phosphorylation; peptidyl-serine phosphorylation. The transcript is spliced from 6 exons. The record is from RefSeq and is a predicted model, not a curated record. NCBI's taxonomy places the organism in Eukaryota, Metazoa, Chordata, Actinopteri, Salmoniformes, Salmonidae.